CCCCCUGCCUCCACCAUGACGGUGAUGUCGGGAGAGAACGUGGACGAGGCUUCGGCCGCCCCGGGCCACCCCCAGGACGGCAGCUACCCGCGGCCGGCCGAGCACGACGACCACGAGUGCUGCGAGCGCGUGGUCAUCAACAUCUCCGGGCUGCGCUUCGAGACGCAGCUCAAGACGCUGGCGCAGUUCCCCAACACGCUGCUGGGCAACCCUAAGAAACGCAUGCGCUACUUCGACCCGCUGAGGAACGAGUACUUCUUCGACCGCAACCGGCCCAGCUUCGACGCCAUCCUCUACUACUACCAGUCGGGGGGCCGGCUGCGGAGGCCGGUCAACGUGCCGCUGGACAUGUUCUCCGAAGAGAUCAAGUUUUACGAGCUGGGCGAGGAGGCCAUGGAGAAGUUCCGGGAGGACGAGGGCUUCAUCAAGGAAGAGGAGCGCCCCCUGCCCGACAAGGAGUACCAGCGCCAGGUGUGGCUGCUGUUCGAAUACCCCGAGAGCUCGGGGCCCGCCCGGGUCAUCGCCAUCGUCUCCGUCAUGGUCAUCCUCAUCUCCAUCGUCAUCUUUUGUCUGGAGACGCUGCCCGAGUUGAAGGAUGACAAGGACUUCACGGGCACCGUCCACCGCCUCGACAACACCACGGUGGUCUACAGCGUCAACAUCUUCACGGACCCCUUCUUCAUCGUGGAAACCCUGUGCAUCAUCUGGUUCUCCUUCGAGCUGGUGGUGCGCUUCUUCGCCUGCCCCAGCAAGACGGACUUCUUCAAAAACAUCAUGAACUUCAUCGACAUCGUGGCCAUCAUCCCCUACUUCAUCACCCUGGGCACCGAGAUAGCUGAGCAGGAGGGGAACCAGAAGGGCGAGCAGGCCACGUCGCUGGCCAUCCUCAGGGUCAUCCGGUUGGUAAGGGUUUUUAGAAUCUUCAAACUCUCCCGCCACUCUAAGGGCCUCCAGAUCCUGGGCCAGACCCUCAAAGCCAGUAUGAGAGAGCUAGGGCUGCUUAUCUUUUUCCUUUUCAUCGGGGUCAUACUGUUUUCUAGCGCAGUGUACUUUGCCGAGGCGGAAGAAGCUGAGUCGCACUUUUCCAGUAUCCCCGACGCUUUCUGGUGGGCGGUGGUGUCCAUGACCACCGUGGGAUACGGUGACAUGUACCCUGUGACAAUUGGAGGCAAGAUCGUGGGCUCCUUGUGUGCCAUCGCCGGUGUGCUGACAAUUGCCCUGCCCGUACCUGUCAUUGUGUCCAAUUUCAACUAUUUCUACCACCGAGAAACCGAGGGGGAAGAGCAGGCUCAGUUGCUCCACGUCAGCGCCCCUAAUUUAGCCUCUGACAGUGACCUCAGUCGGCGCAGCUCCUCCACCAUCAGCAAAUCUGAGUACAUGGAGAUCGAAGAGGAUAUGAAUAAUAGCAUAGCCCACUUUAGACAGGCCAAUGUCAGAACUGGUAAUUGCACCGCAGCUGACCAAAACUGCGUUAAUAAGAGCAAGCUACUGACUGAUGUUUAAAAAGCCAAAAGCAAAGAAACUAAAAAGCCCCCACUUAGCAGCUUGAAAGACUUAAAACACCAAACCAAACCAAACCCCCAGUGACCCAGGUCACUCGUUGUAGAUACUUCACUAAAUAGUCUUUGAAUGCUCUCUCGAACUGUCAAUGCAUUGUUGCAUUGCCAAUGUUGGGGGGUGGCAAACCCGAAGCCUUCAGGAGCCAU
Molecule: messenger RNA, 1706 nt
Organism: Aethalodelphis obliquidens (Pacific white-sided dolphin)
Lineage: Eukaryota; Metazoa; Chordata; Mammalia; Artiodactyla; Delphinidae
Gene: KCNA1
Product: potassium voltage-gated channel subfamily A member 1
Exons: 1
Coding region: 16-1503 (495 amino acids)
Biological process (GO): potassium ion transmembrane transport; action potential; protein homooligomerization
Cellular component (GO): voltage-gated potassium channel complex; neuronal cell body; membrane
Molecular function (GO): protein binding; delayed rectifier potassium channel activity
Source: RefSeq, a predicted model, not a curated record